This is a messenger RNA of Cercocebus atys (sooty mangabey), 1763 nucleotides long. Its product is annotated as chromosome unknown open reading frame, human C6orf52. Gene Ontology annotation, biological process: selenocysteine incorporation. Gene Ontology annotation, molecular function: tRNA binding. The record is from RefSeq and is a predicted model, not a curated record. The transcript is spliced from 4 exons. NCBI's taxonomy places the organism in Eukaryota, Metazoa, Chordata, Mammalia, Primates, Cercopithecidae. The coding region runs from base 1267 to 1725 and encodes 152 amino acids. Gene Ontology annotation, cellular component: nucleus.
AGAAAGAAAAGAAAACCCAAAACUCAAAGUUUCAAAAAGUAAAACCUGAAUUUGCCACAUGCCGGAAACUACUGGUGAAGCCACAUGAAGUAAUAUAUAGCCAUUGCAUUAGAUAUUAUAAGUAAUCUAGACAGAAUUUAAGGUUUAUGGGAGGGAGGGUGUGUGUAGGUUCUUUGCAAACACUACACCAUUUUAUACUUGGGCAUCCAAGGAUUUGGGUAUCUGAGGGGGAUCCUGUAAACAAUCUCAUAUGGAUAUGGAGGGAUGAGUGUAGUAAUGGCUCCACAACUGGUGAAUGAUUGAAUGAUCUGAAUGUUUUGAAUUCAUCAUGUUUGCUAUUUUUCACAUUACAGGUAAAUAGAAAAUACAUUAAGAACUUAGUUAUUAGCAAGCUGCAGGGAAAUGGCCAAACCCUAAGUGCCCCAUAUGGACUUAAAAGUUAUCUGGAAUUUUGACACUGUGUAACCUUGCUACUUAAAGUGGCGGGAGCUGGCUAAUAAAAGGCAGACUCUGAGGCUCCACUCCAAAUCUGUCAAGUUAGAGAACCUACAUUUUAAACAAGUCCAGGUCAUUUGAAUGCACAUCGAAGUUUGGGAAGCUUUGUCAUGCUUUUUUAAAAAAAUACUGAACCAGAGAAAUAUUUCUUUAAAAUUGUAUCCUGUACUACUAUCAUUAAUGUAGGGUGUAAGAGAAAAGGAAGAGAGGAGGGAAGGGAGCGAGGGAGCACAUUCUUCUCUGCCUCUUAAUUUUGUAGCUAGUUGGAUGAUGCUUUCCACCUGCAUGGGAUUAAGAAAAGAAAAAGCCAGUAGGUGCUAGUUCCAAUAGUUACUCUCAGCAGGUAGCUGAGGAGAGAAAUGUAUUUGUCUUAAGGUUUUAGUUACUAAAGUUUCCUCUUUUUUGUGUUGUGGUAAGGGAUGGAGUGGAGACUAUCCUUCAUUGUCGACCAACACAUCUACCCCUUCUGUCCCUCCUUGGGGUUCUGCUGACUCCCCCUGGCCUGACAGUUGGUAGAGAGGGCUGGCAGGUGGAAGCCAGAAAUUCCCCCAGGUGCCUCAGUACACCCCUCCCCCACCCACACCUUUGCCCCGUUUGUCAGGAAAGUCAAGCAAUUAAUUGCCUAGCAGGAAUUGCCACUAAAUGUAAUUCUCUCAGAUGUAGUUGCGAGACUUAUUUGUCAGGGUUGAGAGGUUUUAGCCCACAAGCUGGAAUUUUUGACGUGGGAAUAAAAACUGGAUUCUGCUCUCUUUUUGUGAAGUUUCUGGAUAAAUGGCCCAACGAGAGAGUUUUGCAGGUUUUGGCAUAGCUCAACAAAAUAACUAUUACUGCUACUGGCAAAGUCUCCCAUCUGCUAUUAGAGUGAAGCAGGAGUUCCAGCCCAACCAGGGUUACCUCUAUGGCAACUGGUAUGCGCGACAGCACAGCUCAUACCUUCUUUCUGGCUACAGCUAUGGCUGUGCAGUGGAUGGAAAUGGACGGGACUGUUUUUCUGCGCAUGAGACUCCUGAACACACAGCUGGAACUCUGGUUAUGCCUAAGGAAACCACACCUCUAGCUGAAAACCAAGAUGAAGACCCACUAGAAGAUCCACAUCUUCAUUUGAAUAUUGAGGAAUCAAACCAAGAGUUUAUGGUGAAAAGUGAAGAACUCUACGACUCCCUCAUGAAUUGCCACUGGCAGCCUCUGGACACAGUUCACUCCGAAAUUCCGGAUGAGACCCCGAAGUGAAGCGAGGUGUUCAUUAAACUCUGCAAUUAUCAUACUAA